Messenger RNA from Pochonia chlamydosporia 170, 489 nucleotides. Its product is annotated as peptidyl-prolyl cis-trans isomerase ppi1. The record is from RefSeq and is a predicted model, not a curated record. Gene Ontology annotation, cellular component: catalytic step 2 spliceosome. Bases 1 to 489 code for a protein of 162 amino acids. Lineage: Eukaryota; Fungi; Ascomycota; Sordariomycetes; Hypocreales; Clavicipitaceae. Gene Ontology annotation, molecular function: peptidyl-prolyl cis-trans isomerase activity. Gene Ontology annotation, biological process: protein folding; protein peptidyl-prolyl isomerization. The transcript has 2 exons.
AUGACAACCGAAAUCCUCCUCGAAACCUCAAUGGGUCCCAUCACCCUCGAGCUCUACACCACACACGCCCCCAAAACCUGCAAAAACUUCACCACCCUCAUCACCCGCUCCUACUACAACGACACCAUAUUCCACCGCAUAAUUCCAGACUUCAUGGUCCAGGGCGGCGAUCCCACGGGCACUGGCCGCGGCGGCUCCUCCAUCUACGGCGACAAGUUCGAGGACGAGAUCGACCCUGCGCUGAAGCAUACCGGCGCAGGGGUGCUAAGCAUGGCGAACGCGGGGCCGAAUACGAACGGGUCGCAGUUCUUUAUAACUCUCGCGCCUACGCCGUGGUUGGAUGGGAAGCACACCAUCUUUGGGAGGGUGAAGAAUGGGAUGGGCGUGGUGAAGAGGAUGGGCUUGGUGAAGACUGCGGCGGAGGAUAGGCCAGUACAGGAGGUUAGGAUUGUGUCAGGGAGGGUCUUGGAUAGUGAGGCGGAGGAGUAG